CCGGCUCCCAGCUCAGCGCAAGAUGGCGGCGGGCGCGUCGGACCCACUAGAGGAGAUGCUGCUCUUCUCCGAGGAGGUGGACGAGAAGGCGCUCAGCGACCUGGUGGGAUCCCUGGAAUCGCAGCUGGCCGGCGGCCGCGGCCCCGCCGAGCCGCCCCCGCCCAGGACCUCCGCCCCGUCCCAGCAGCCGCAGCCGCAGCAGGGGAGCCUAGCGGGGGGCAGCAGCCCCGGCCGGCAGCAACACGGCCGCCCCGCGCCCCCUCCCGCGCCCGGGGCAGGGGAGGUGGCGGGGCGCCCCGGCAGCGCGGGGAGCCGAGCCCCCGCCCAGGGGCCUCUCCCGUCCCCGUCUCCCCCGGCGGCGGCGGCAGCGGCGGCGGGGAGGGGAGCGAGUGUAAACAGUAGUAGUGUGCAGCAAUCACAUGGAGCGGCUCCCGGCGGCGGCAGCCCCGCCGCGCCCGCCCCGCCGCAGCCCGCCGCCCCUGCCCAGCCUGUCAACAACCAUGUGGCCGCUGCAGCCGCCGCCGCGCGGGACGCGGGGAGCCCUGGCCCCGGCCCCAGCCCUCCCGCCGCCGACAGCGCGCCCGGGGCCGCGGGGGGCGGCGGGACCCUGGCGGGGGGCGGCGGAGCGGCGGGAGCGGCCGAGGGCGCCGCCGCUGCCCCCGCGCCGCGCCCCGGCGAGGCGGCGCCCAACGGGGAGGGCGCGGGGGCCCGGGCGGCCGCGGUGCCGCCCGUCAGCGGGCACGGCGGGGCCGCCGCCGCGCAGCCCCAGCCCGCGGCCGGCGCGCUGCCCGCGGUCACCGCGCUCGGCGCCUCCGCCAGCCCCGCGCCCGCACCGCCGGCCCCGGGCUCGGCCCCGCCGGCCCCCGCGGCCCCCGCCGCGCCCAAGCCCGCGGUCACGGCCAAGGCGGGCGCUGCCCUGCCCGCCGCCCCCCAGGCCGUGUCGCCGCGGCCGGCGCUGGGCGCUGCCCCCCGGAUCGUGGCCCCGCAGCUGAUCGUGCGGCCGCCGCCGCAGACCACCAUCCAGCUGCCCCCCGGCUUCACCAUCCCGCCCGGGAUGGUCCUGGUGCGCACGGAUGCUGGACAGCUCGUGAUGGUGCCCCAGCAGGCUCUGGCACAGGCUCAGAUGCAGGCUCAAGUGCAGACACAGGGACAGGGUCCUGCCAGCCUGUCACCCAGGCUUUCUGUGCCCACAACUGGCCCUGUUUUUCGCCUGUCAACAGCUCAGCAGCCAACAUCCGUGGCCGCCUCCAGCGUCCGCCUGGGCCUCCCCGUGCAAGCCAAGGUGGUGCCAUCGACGGCUGCACCCGUCAGUGCCACGGCCACGCUGCCAGGAGGGGCUGUGCUCUCCCACACCACGGUAUCAGUAGCUACGACGAGUGCUCAAAAUUUGUUCAAGACAACAGUAGCAACGGGAACUUCAUCUUCUCAACAGCCUGCAGUGAUCACUGGUGGACAGAGCCAGGGCUCAGCCCAGCCCCAAGGUCAGCCCCGGCUGCCACUCCCCCCUCACACAGCAGCACAGGUACCAGCACAGCCCCUGGUCAUUCCCAGCUCUCCUGUGCCUGGAACUACGGUUGUAUCGCAGGAAAUGCAAGAGAAUGUGAAAAAAUGCAAAAACUUUUUAGCUACCCUUAUAAAACUUGCUUCUCAUAACUCACCAUCACCAGAAACAUCCCGCAAUGUGAAAGCUCUGGUUCAAGAUUUGUUGGAUGCAAAGAUUGAUCCAGAAGAAUUUACAGGCCGCCUUCAAACAGAACUCAAAUCAUCUCCUCAGCCAUAUCUUGUACCUUUCCUUAAGAAAAGUCUACCUGCACUGAGACAAUCUUUACUGAAUAGUCAACAUUUGGUUUUGCAAGGACAGCCGUCUCAGCAGUCACUCCAACAAACCAAGCUCUCACAAGUUAUACCUCAAUCUGCCUCGGGAAGCAUUUCCUCUGUUGUCACAACGCAGACAAUAGGAAUAAGGCAACCAAACAACAUUUGCACCGUCUCUGUAUCAAAUACAGUGCAGCCUCCUCAGGUUAAGGUGGUACAGUCAAAUCAGAGUUCUCAACUGCAGAUUAUCCAGUCAACAUCUGCUCAAACUGUGAAACGAACCCCUGCUUGCCAGACUACCCAGAUUAGGAUGCCAGUGGUAAUAACUCAGACCAUUAGACCACAAGGCACAGUAGGGAAGGCACCAACAAUACAAGCCAGUAAAAGUCCUGGGGGCUUUGGUGUUCAGGUCUCUGCAAAUCAGAAAAACAAGCUGAAUGACCCUGGAGGUGGUUCUUUCAGAGAUGACGAUGACAUCAAUGAUGUUGCCUCUAUGGCUGGUGUUAAUCUUAAUGAAGAAAGUGCCCGAAUUAUGGCUACCAACUCUGACUUGGUUGGAACCCAGAUCCAGUCCUGUAAAGAUGAACCCUUUCUUGCUGCUAUACCUCUCCAUAAACGCAUACUUGAAAUGGCUAAAAAACUAGGAAUUACUGAUGUGCCAGCUGAGGUCGUUACUUUUAUUUCCCAUGCGACACAGAACAGAUUAAGAACAGUGAUAGAAAAAGUGACAGUGAUAACCCAGCACCGAAUGGAGUCAUACAAAGAUGAUGAAUGGUACGAACAAGCCACAGAUGUCCGAUCACAGCUGAAGUUCUUUGAGCAGUUGGAGCGUUUAGAAAAGCAAAGGAAAGAUGAACAAGAGAGGGAAAUCUUGCUGAAGGCUGCUAAGAGUCGCUCAAGGCAAGAAGACCCAGAGCAAGCUAGACUGAAACAAAAAGCAAAGGAGAUGCAGCAGCAAGAGCUUGCCCAGAUGAGGCAGAGGGAUGCCAAUCUAACGGCACUGGCAGCCAUCGGUCCCCGGAAGAAACGGAAGCUGGAUGCACCUGGCCUGCUCACCAUAGGAGGAGAGGGUGUGGGGGUGUGUGCUGGCAGCCAGGCCGGGCUGGGCACGGCCUCCCCCCGGCAGUACCCCCGGCAGAAAAUCACGCGCGUGAACCUCAGGGACUUCAUCUUCUACAUGGAGCAGGAGCGAGAAAUGAGCCAUUCUCUGCUGCUCUACCGAGCUCUGCUUAAAUAAAGCCAACAGUUGUACUGAUUGCUCCACAGAAGCUCAACUUGCAUUGAAAGCUGUCAUUUUAAUGUGCCUUCUAUUUUUUUCAGAAGUCAAUGUUCCAGUAAUUUUGUUUUGUAAAAUUGUCAGACACAUGCAAUAAAUUCCCUUUAUGUAAAAAAUAAAAAAAAUAUAUAUAUAUAAAAACCACCAAAAAAAAAUGUGCAAAAGGUUUUAAAAUGUUAACUCCACAAAUAAAAUCAACAUUGAAGUCUUGCUCCAUUUGGCCAUUUUAGGUAAGGCUGAAGUAGCUGAUGUUGAAGUUACACAAAUGCAAUGGCUCACCUAAACCAUCUCCUGGCCAGGACUGGGACAGGUUCACAGGGGUGGGUCCCAGCCAUGGUGUUCACCUGUGUGUUCACUCGUGCUGGGUUUGUUUUGUUUUCAGUUUACUAGCACUGUCUUACUAACCAUGGUGAUACCUGUUGCUAUUUUAGCUUAGUUAUAAUGGCAAUUUUUUGCACAGCCAAGAGACUAGCCACUGCACACUCCCACAAAUUUUAUAUAUUUAGGAUUUUUGCUUUUACUGCACAGCUCAUUUCCUGAGCCAUUUGCUGAACCAAAUCUUAAGUGUAUGAAAUCUGUGUGCUGGGUCUCAGCUGAGUUACCUUGACUUGCUUCCAGUUGUUUUCUAAAUCUCAUCAACCUUUUGCGCAUUUGUAGCAGCUGGUUAGUAACAGGAUUCAAAGCUGGGUUUUAUUUUCUAGAAAAAUACUAAUUUAUUUAUUGCAAAGAGUAUGGAUUAAUGGUGGUUUUAAAAGAUAAUAUUGUUCAGUAAAGAUUUUAGAGUAUUCUAUAUGGAUUUUUAAAGUCACUGUAGAGGUUUCUGGGGGCCGCUUCCACUCCUGGAGUGGGGAGAGCAGGUGAGCCCAGGCAGCCUGGUGCCACCUGGAGCAGGGACACCUUUGCCUUGGACAACUGGACCAAGGCCUCCAGUCCGGAGAGGCUCCUGAACAGGCACGUGACUUUAAGCAUAAGGAGCAGCUGUAAGUACCUAAAGGUGGGGUGAAUGCCUUUUAAAUGCUUUGCUGAAGCAGAAUUUGGGCCCACACGGAAGCCAAGCGAUGUCAGUGUGAGCCUGUGAAAUGGGGAUCGAAUAGGGCACGAACAGGCAGGUGGGCACGAGCUGUGCUUCAGAGCUAACAGUGUUACCAGUCACCACAGAAGGGACACAUUUGCUUAUUUAUCUUUUCCAUUUUUACUAUGUUAUGCUUGCCACUUUUUUGAGGCAAUAUUUUUUUUGAUGGGAAACCAUAGCGAAAGCACAAAUAGAACUAUUUGUCCAAUAGUUUUAAAAACAAAGGUUUUAAUUAUUUUUUAAGGUUUAUGAAAAGCAGAAGAAAAUUUAUACUGCUGCUAUUUAGCCAAAAGAUUAUUCAUAAGGUAUUUAAGGCCAGGAAGUGUAAAGUUACGUUUUAAAUGUAUUGAUAAUUUGUACAUAUUGUUAAUAAAGGCCUUGUGUUUAUUAGAGUUACGUUAUUUUGAUGAUUUCUGUACAUACUGGUAAAUACCCCCAAUUUGUGUGAAAACAUACUCCCUUAUUUGUACUUAUUUUGUAAAGAAAUAAAACAAUUUACUAAAGUAA
Corvus hawaiiensis (hawaiian crow) is the source of this 4670-nucleotide messenger RNA. RefSeq names its product transcription initiation factor TFIID subunit 4-like. Gene Ontology annotation, cellular component: transcription factor TFIID complex. The record is from RefSeq and is a predicted model, not a curated record. Gene Ontology annotation, molecular function: DNA binding; protein heterodimerization activity; RNA polymerase II general transcription initiation factor activity. Lineage: Eukaryota; Metazoa; Chordata; Aves; Passeriformes; Corvidae. Gene Ontology annotation, biological process: DNA-templated transcription; transcription initiation at RNA polymerase II promoter.